This is a messenger RNA of Linum trigynum, 10120 nucleotides long. The record is from the annotation of a GenBank genome assembly. Lineage: Eukaryota; Viridiplantae; Streptophyta; Magnoliopsida; Malpighiales; Linaceae.
UUAAUUUAUAGAGUUUAUACUAGGGAUGACAACAAAACAAGAACCCAUGUGUACAUACCCGACCCAAUUCGGUCAACACGAGUAAAAUCCGCGUUGACGGGUAUCGGGCCGGGUUCGAGUUUAAACCCGUACACUAUUCACUGGGGUUGGGUUUGAGUUUAGAUAUACCCGACCCAUGGAUACCCCCUCACACUUAUUUCAUUGCCCUAUUCUCCCCAAACCCUAUCCUAAAUCUAAUUUCCCUAAAUCUAACUCUCACUACACUUAUUCUUUGUGCUUUUAUUUAGUGUAAUUGUGAUAUGUUUGAUUUUUCUAGAAUGGUGCUUUAUGUAUGGAUAUUUGUAUGAGGAAAUUGAUGUUCGAAUUUUAUUUUGAUAGAACUUAUUAUUGUAAAUUUUUUACCACAAAAACCCAUGGGUACCCAUGAACCUGCGGAUACCCAGCGGGUUGAGUUGGGUUUAAGUUUUCCAAACCCAAUAAGUUUUACCCCCGAAUUUUCUUAAGGAUAAUACGACCUUGGUGGGUGUAUUUUUAUCCAAGUCACGCAGCAAACAAUAAAUCCGGAGAUUUAUUGAGAAUCGAAUCAAGAACAACGUGUUCUUAAUACGAAAAUUGGAUAAAACGAAAACGAAAGGGAAUUCUUACACCUGGAAGAAUGCACAAUCGUUAUGGUGAAGCUUUCGAUAUAAUCGAGUGUGAUUGCUCGAUCAAUAAGCAGGUCAACAAGUUUUGAUCGCAACCAAAACCUAAGAACAAGUUCGCAAACUUGAACAAACCAAAACGGUUUCUUUUUCGAUUAACCAACAAAGUCUAUAUUUUUACAACGAAUAUAGAAGGCUAUUUUAUAGACAAGAAAACCUAAUACAAACCUAAAUGAACAAAGAAACAAAUAAGGUAAACUUCUACUCUAAAAAGGACACAAAAUUCGGGUUUAAACUCCCUUUCUUGAAGCACAAGCAAGCUGACAGCAAACAAUCCAAAAGCAGCUUUUGUACUAACUUUUCGCCUUUCGUUCAAGGCCUUCUAGAACUCCAAUUCUUCAUCCAAUUCCUUCCCUUUGUUCACAAACAUACCUAGUUUCACGUUGUGGAAGACUUUUGACUUGAUUCCCACCCAUGCUCCUUGAAUUGAGCUCCAAAGUAGGCUUCACAAAACAGUUUUAUGCCUUUGCCAUUUUCUGGCAGUUUUCCAGUUUUGAAGUAGCAACUUUGAGGUCUUGGAAAACAGCCUUAAUUACAUCUUCUAGAUCCAAAAUGCAUACCAUUAGAAACAUGACAACUUUAUAUUUAAAACAAGACCUUGAUCUCCAAUUUUCAUUGAGCCAUUUGGAUGAUACAAGCUUCCAAAGUAGGCUACCUGAAACUGUUUCAACACUUAGCCAAAAAUCAGAAUACUUCAAGUUAGUUGAGAUGACUUCUUUGACAAGUAAUUGUGAAUUGUGCAUUGAUCCAAUUGGAAUCAUAUCAAAGAAUACCAAACCCUUAUACGCUAUCUAAAUAGGUUGCAAACACACAUGGUAGAUUUUUUAUUCUUAAGCUGCAUGAGAAUCUCAAUUCACAUCCACGGGGAAAAAUCACAAUUCACUGCAAAAAAUAACUGCAAUUGUGUACCUGUACCACUAUUCCAGGUUGGCAAUUAUGAAUAUAGCAAAAUAAAUAUUUAUUGUCUUCUUCUGUCAGUUUGUUACGGUGUUACCCCAUUUCGUAUUUUCACAAGUGGAAACUAUUCAGUCAAACGGAGAUUAUUGGAGCCUUGGUGUCUAGGGGUGUACAUGGGUCGGGUGGUUCGGGUUUAACCAUUUUAAUCACCCGACCCAUGCACUACGGUUUGGAAAUUAUCAAACCCAAACCCACCCAAAAAAAUUAAAACCCUACGGUUUGUUUCUAAUUGGGUUGGGUCGGGUUGGCGAUAUUUUUAAGUAAAAACCCAACCCAACAUAAAAAUAUAUAAUUAUUAUACACCAUAAAAAUAUUUUAUAACUAAUUAAAAUUUCAAACGAAUAAACCGAGGUGAAAGCUAUCAAAAUUCAAAAAUGUUGUUUGAAUUUUAAUAAAAUGUGAUUUACUUCAACAUAUGUCUAGUUUUUUUUCACGAUAUUUGUUGAAAUAGGCUAAAAAGGUUAUAAACAAACGCAUCCAUAAUAUGUUAUUCUAUUAAUAUUGUACACAAGAAAAAGGAUUACGUGAAUCAUAACUAUACUCAAUUUAUGUCUAAACUUUAAGUCGAAGAAUGCAUUAGAUUAGGGAGACCAUGAUAGAAAAACAUGGCGAAAUAUCUUAAUUUUCUCAUAAGUAUUGCUAUAUACGACACAAAUAUUUUUUAGAUACGAACUCAUACUAAUAGUUGGAACACGGGUUGGGUCGGGUUCUACGGGUUGUGUAAUCCAAAAUCCAAACCCAACCCAAAAGAGGCGGGUUGUACAAAAGAAAACCUUCACCCAACCCAAAACCUUCGUUUUAGCGAUAAAUACGGGUGGGUUGGGUCGGGUUGGACGGGUGGGUCGGUUUGCGGGUGUGUUUGUUCACCCCUAUUGGUGUCACUCUCAUCAAAUGCUGACGCAUAAAAUGACGUUUUCCAAUCCAACUUCUUGCUUCUUUUUAUUUUUUAUGUGUGUAUAUAUUGGCAAAAUUGUAAUGAAAGGAAAAAAUAAAUUAAAGGCAAAAUACAGCUGUAUAUCCACAACUAUCAGGUUUGUGACAAAUAUAUCCACAACUAUCGAAAUACACGAAAUAUCCAAAAAUCGGAAGGUUGUGUGACAAAUCCAUCCACUUCCGUCGGAAACUAUAACGGCGUGUCGGACGGCGUUAAAUUGACUAACGGAAUGUUGAAUCGAUGUCAUCUCACCUGCCACAUAAGCCAAAAAGCAACCAAACUUUACACGUAGAUGCCAAAUAUGCUAGUUGAAUAAAGGCAAAAUACAUCUGUAUAUCCACAACUAUCAGGUUUGUGACAAAUAUAUCCACCAGUAUCAGGUUUGUGACAAAUAUAUCCACAACUAUCGAAAUACAGGAAAUAUCCAUUUAUGUCCACUUCGUUAACUCCGUCAGUUAACUUGAUGACUGGACAGACGGUGGAUGCUUAGUUGGCGUGUUUCUGGCCCCACUGAAUGACGUGGAUUAAAAGAGGGAAAAUUUUAAAAACCCUAAAAACCACAGACGGCGAGACUAAAAAUCCAACCCAGAAACAUGCCCAAUAACCACUUAUCCUCCUCCGAUCUACGGCUCCACCCCCAAAUAACCCUACCCCAAGCCCAGAUUUCGAUUCCAACCACAAUCCCCAACCAUUGCCUCCCUUUUACUCCGACAGCUUCCAUGCAGUCGACGCCAUGGUGAUACCAAGCUUGAAUCUAAAAAAAAAAAUUUGAAUCUAACCAAAUCGCGAACAAAGAAGACUGCAUCAGCGAGGUCUAACAGAUAACGAUGUAAAGUUUAGUUGCUUUUUGGCUUAUGUGGCACGUGAGAUGGCAUCGAUUCAGCAUUCCUUUAGUCAAUUUAACGUUGUCUGACACGUCGUUAUAGUUUCAGAUGAAAAUGGAUAGAUUUGUCACACAACCUUCCGAUUUUUGGAUAUUUCGUGUAUAUCGAUAGUUGUUGAUAUAUUUGUCACAAACCUGAUAGUUGUGGAUAUACAACUGUAUUUUGCAUAUUUUUUUCUCUCUAUUAAUCCACGUCAUUUAGUGGGGUCAGAAACACGCCAACUAAGCAUCCACCGCCUGUCCAGUCAUCAAGUUAACUGACAGAGUUAACGGAGUGGACGGAAAUGGAUAUUUCGUGUAUUUCGAUAGUUGUGGAUAUAUUUGUCACAAACCUGAUAGUUGUGGAUAUACAGCUGUAUUUUGCCUAAAUUAAAUUCAGAAGUAACCGUUUGAUAAAUUUUUUGUGUUUCUGCCCACAAAGUAAAGGCUGUUGACUUACUAACCGUUAAACGCGUUGAAAGUCCAAAUUAACGAUCAACAAAUUGAUCGAGCCAAAUUGACAGUGGGAUCAAGCAAUUGUCACCUCUUGAAAUUCCCAACCCCCAACCUUUAGAUUUGCUCCCCUGUCAUAAAUAUUGAUUAUUGAGUACACGUAACUUGAAGCAUAUAUAGUACAAAAUUGGGUGGGGUUUAUGAAGAAUAGGAGGGGGAAUGAAUAGGGGAUUUGAGGCUGAGAAUUGAAAACAUAAUACACAUCAGCAUCUAAAAUGUUAGUUUUGCCAAACUAACUCUUGGCUGGGGAUCCAUCUUAUUUCUGCCUUUCUAUUUGUGCCCUCCUUAACUUGGUCCAUCUCUCUCGUUUUGGUACAUUCCUAAAAUGAUUGGUUGCACUACAACCAUGCGGUCGUUUGAGGAUUGAGUGGUGCGUACAUAUCUCAUAUAUGUGUGGAUUCACGGUCCAAACUCAUAGUCACGAUCAACGUAAAAUAGAUGGUCACUUAAAAGUUCAAAUGAUAAAAUAUGCAUCUAAGAAAAUGAUACGAUCGGGAUAUACUACUCGCAUUCAAGAGCGAAAGAGUAGCCAAAUAAAGUUGAGAUGAAUAUACUGCUCCCAUUAGUAGGCAUAUGUGGCUGAUUAAGAGCUCAAAUUAGUGCUUAUAGUAUGAUCCAUUGAGUAAAAUUGGAGCAAUGAAAUUGUACCAUAAGAGCCAAGUCAACGUUGGUAGAUAAAAAAAAACAUAUUGGAAAACUUUGGGUAUUAAAAUGACUUAAAUAAACUUCACCCAUCCCAGGGGCGGAGCUAUGUGGGCCCUUGGAGGGCCCCCCGAGAAUUUUGAAAUUACGUACAAAUUUUUUUAUGGUUUAGGAAAAUUACGUAUAAAGUACAGUUUUAUAUCAAAUACCAUCGUGAGCAAUAGUAUAUCACAAAAUUUGAAGCUAGCUCAGCGGGUAAAACUCCCAUUUUAUCCCACCAGACCCAGUUCCUAUCGAUAGUGUUCAUUAAUAGGUUUUUUGCAUUUGUUUUGUGCUUCUAAACUAGGUGUAAUGACUACACACCCAGCCAUAAGUGAGUUCCAUCGUCUUUACAUAUUACGCAUUGACAUGCAUGAUGUUUUUAGGUAGGUUACUCAUUUAUUAAACAUAACACAACAUAAACUAUUUAUUAGAAUUAUUUAAUUAUCUCUAGUAAUAUAUUAUGCAUUUAUAAUAACAAAAAAUAUUAAUUUCCUCAUAUUAAUUUUUUCAGAUUUGCUAUUAUGACAAAACAACUCCGGCCCACCGAAACCUAAAUCCUGGCUCCGCCUCUGACCCAUCCUCCGCUCGCGUGGGUCCCAUGUCGGCACAGACGAAUGACGUCUCUCUUUCCUAAGAUAUAUUAUCCAGCUGGUCUACCCAAAAUCUUUACCUGGCCAUCCUUCCUCCACGUGUCCUUCUCCCUCCCCAAUUUAAUUGCAAUUUUCCCACCCUCCUCUCCUUCCCAUUUUCUCGCGCAACCACCAAUUUUCUCUGCUCGAUUUUUUUUUCCUCCCUCCGAUCAGACAGCUCGUGCGGCGAACCCAAACUAAAAAAGAUCAAAACUGUUUCCACUUCCCCAGCUGCUUCAAUGGGAACCGAAAUCGAAAUCCUCAAGGCGACUUCCAUGGCGGCCGCAGCUGCCGAGGCCGUCGUCGGCGGCGGGUGGGGUGCCAUGUCAGCAAAUCGCUGCGACAGCUGCAAGACGGCGGACGCGACGGCCUUUAGCCGCGCUGAUUCGGCCUUCCUCUGCCUCCCCUGCGACGGAAGGAUCCACUAUGGGAGUAGUAAUGGCAGUAAUAACAAUAAGCCCGUGUCCAGACACCAGCGGGUUUUGAUGUGCGAUGCCUGCGAGCAGGCUCCGGCCGCCGUCACCUGCAAAGCCGAUGCUGCAGCGCUCUGCGUUACCUGUGAUUUGGAUAUCCAUACGGCGAAUCCGGUCGCACACCGCCACGAGCGUGUUCCAAUCGAGCCGUUCGUCGACUCUGUUUCCGGCGAGGUUGGAAACAGAGCAUACUCUUCGGGAUUCGAUAUCAUGUUUCCGAAGGUAAAUGAAGGUGGGAACGGUGGUGGAGGUGGGUGUGACUACGACCACGAGGCGGACGGAGUUUCCUGGAUGCUUCCCGGCGGCAUCGUCGGCGCCGGAGGUGGGUUAAUUCCUCAACUGAAUCAGAAACUUGGGGAGCACGGGAAGUACUCCGGAGGUCAGUUUUUUGAGGAUAUGGAUGAGCUUUUGGAAUUUGAGUAUGGAAACCCUUUGGAUGGGAGGUUUCAGCCGAGCUACAGCUGUGGUUCCGAUGGAGUUGUGCCAGUGCAGAGCAAGCCACUUCCACUGCAACUGCCGGCGACUACUGUAGGCCAUCCGAUUCUAUUGACAGACUGUGAAAGUGGGCUGGAAUUUGAUUUCUCUGGCUCGAAGCUCUCUUCUUUCAGCUACCCAACUCAGAGCUCCCUUAGCAAUAGUGUUUCAUCAUCCUCCCAUGAUGCCGGAAUCGUGCCAGACGGGAGCUCGAACUCCAUGUCCGAGAUUUCGUUCUCUUUCGAUCAUCCGAAUGUGCCCAUCUCGAGCGCUCCAACUACUGCGAACCCGAAUCAUCACCAUCAAGCUCCAGCGGCCCAGCAGCUCUGCGGGCUGGACAGAGAAGCCAGGGUGAUGAGGUACAGGGAGAAGAGGAAGAACCGGAAGUUCGAGAAGACGAUUCGCUACGCGUCUCGCAAAGCGUAUGCCGAAACCAGGCCGAGGAUCAAAGGCCGGUUCGCCAAGCGUUCGGAGAACAACACCAUGGAACCAGAUUUCCAGAGCAGCCUCUACGGCUCUGCUGUUGCUGCUGCUGCAUCUCUCUCUUUCCUCGGCGACAUUGAUAGCCCGUUCGACCUCGUUCCAUCAUUUAGAUGAUGAUGGAUUGGUUAAUGGCGAUAGAUGAAAGGGAGUAUAUAAUUACUAAUCUCCCGAUGCAUACAUAAUCCUUUCACAGAGUUGAUUGCUAGUGUGGUGUAAUUGAUUUCAAAGACUAGAGAUGAUGAGCUUCUUUUUAGUUUUCACAUUACUCCCAACUCUUAAAAGCUUCCCGUUUAAAGCGCAGAAGUUAAUCUGCUAACAGGGCAAAGUGUUAGCAGAUACUAACAGGGCAGGAUGAAGGGCCACGUCGGCCCAUGUUUCAUCCAACGGAGGGGAGAGCGGCUUGGAGGCGGCUCACUUAAGUGAGCUUGCAGUGGGCCAAAGUGAGAAGUCAGCCCAGUUACCAGCGGCGGCGGCAGAUCAAGGCAGGUGGCGUGGUGGGCUGGUGGGCCCGGCUUGAGUUUGGGCGGGAGAAUGGAGAGGAGUGGAAAGAGAAUGAAAAUUGAUGGGCCCUCUUUGAUAUUUAUGUAUGUUUGUUUGUGUAAUAUUUAUUUGUUUUCAGUCGAUAUUAUUUUGUGUUGUGUUGAUAUUACUUUGCAUCAUUGUUGAAAUGAACUAGUAUUCUACCUUCGCAAACCAAUAUCCAUCAUUAAACUAAUAUGAAGGAUUGGAAUAUUGUGUCUUACGUCAAAUUAAACACACUAUCAAGUCCUACACACUAUCAAGUCCUAACACAUAAGGCUUGCAACCUUAGUUAGGGCUGCCCGCCGAGGGCCCAUGGGCCGAAGGCCCAUUAAAUAGUAAUAGUUUUUAUUGUUUGUAGUUUAUUUUUUACGGUUUAUGGUAUAGGUUUGGUUUAGGGUUUACGGUAUAGAGCUUAGGGUUAAGGUUUCAACAAUAGGGUUUGGGUUCUCUUUGAGGGUUUAAGGUUUAGUCUGGUUAAUAUGAAUAUCUAUUCUUUCCUGAUUAUAUUGUUUUUAGAGUUUAUUUAGUAGUGUUCAUUGUUUAGGGUUCGGGGUUAGGGUUUCUUGUUUCAAUGUUUCAUGUUUAGUUUUAGAUAUUUGUGUGUAACCUUUGAAUAUUCUCGGCUUGGGCAAACAAUAAUAGUUUUAUUUGUGUGUAACCUUUUAAUAUUCUCGGAUUAGGGUUUUAGAGUUUAGAGUUUAGGGUUUAGGGUUUAGGGUUAGAAGAUAUUAGUUGGUCUGUUGUGGAUACUUGUCUUUACUAAUUGUAAUACUUUUUACUAAACAAAUGAUAUUUAUUUGUGUGGCAACUUUGAAUAUUCUCGGCGUGGGCAAACAAUAGUAGUUUUAUUUUUUUAGUGUUUAGUGAUUAGGGUUUUAGAGUUUAGGGUUUAUGGUUAGGGUACAAAUAGGAGAUAUUAGUUUGUGUGUUGUGGAUACUUGUCUUUCCUAGUUUUAAUACUAUUUACUAAACACAUGAUAUUUAUGUAAACCAUUCUGAUAUUUAUUUAUUGUCAGUCGAUAUUAUUUUGUGUUGUGUUGAUAUUACUUUGCAUCAUUGUUGAAAUGAACUAGUAUUCUACCUUAGCAAACCAAUAUCCAUUAUUAAACUAAUGUGAAGGAUUGGAAUAUUGUGUCUUACGUCAAAUUAAACACACUAUCAAGUCCUACACACUAUCAAGUCCUAACACAUAAGGCUUGCAACCUUAGUUAUGGCUGCCCGCCGAGGGCCCAUGGGCCGAAGGCCCAUUAAAUAGUAAUAGUUUUUAUUGUUUGUAGUUUAUUUUUUACGAUUUAUGGUAUAGGUUUGGUUUAGGGUUUACGGUAUAGAGCUUAGGGUUAAGGUUUCAACAAUAGGGUUUGGGUUCUCUUUGAGGGUUUAAGGUUUAGUCUGGUUAAUAUGAUUAUCUAUUCUUUCCUGAUUAUAUUGUUUUUAGAGUUUAUUUAGUAGUGUUCAUUGUUUAGGGUUCGGGGUUAGGGUUUCUUGUUUCAAUGUUUCAUGUUUAGUUUUAGAUAUUUGUGUGUAACCUUUGAAUAUUCUCGGCUUGGGCAAACAAUAAUAGUUUUAUUUGUGUGUAACCUUUUAAUAUUCUCGGAUUAGGGUUUUAGAGUUUAGAGUUUAGGGUUUAGGGUUAGAAGAUAUUAGUUGGUCUGUUGUGGAUACUUGUCUUUACUAAUUGUAAUACUUUUUACUAAACAAAUGAUAUUUAUUUGUGUGGCAACUUUGAAUAUUCUCGGCUUGGGCAAACAAUAAUAGUUUUAUUUUUUUAGUGUUUAGUGAUUAGGGUUUUAGAGUUUAGGGUUUAGGGUUAGGCUACAAAUAAUAGAUAUUAGUUGGUGUAUUGUGGAUACUUGUCUUUCCUAGUUUUAAUACUUUUUAUGAACCACAAGAUAUUUCUUCAAAUUAAUUUGAUUGUUUCCCCAAUUGUGUUGAUAUUUAUUGGAAUCUGAGGAAAUAUUUCCUUAGUUCAUGUGUUUGGAUAUUUGUGUGGAACCUUUGAAUAUUCUCGGCUUGGGCAAACAAUAAUAGUUUUAUUGUUUUAGUGUUUAGAGAUUAGGGUUUAGAGUUCAGGGUUUAGGGUUAGGAAGAGGCUACAAAUAAUAGAUAUUAGUUGGUGUAUUGUGGAUACUUGUCUUUCCUAGUUGUAAUACUUUUUAUGAACCACAAGAUAUUUCUUCAAAUUAAUUUGAUUUUUUCCCCAAUUGUGUUGAUAUUUAUUGGAAUCUGAGGAAAUAUUUCCUUAGUUCAUGUGUUUGGAUAUUUGUGUGGAACCUUUGAAUAUUCUCGGCUUGGGCAAACAAUAAUAGUUUUAGUGUUUUAGUGUUUAGAGAUUAGGGUUUAGAGUUCAGGGUUUAGGGUUUAGGGUUAGGAAGAGGCUACAAAUAAUAGAUAUUAGUUGGUGUAUUAUGGAUACUUGUCUUUCCUAGUUGUAAUACUUUUUAUGAACCACAAGAUAUUUCUUCAAAUUAAUUUGAUUUUUUCCCGAAUUGUGUUGAUAUUUAUUGGAAUCUGAGGAAAUAUUUCCUUAGUUCAUGUAUUUGGAUAUUUGUGUGGAACUUUUGAAUAUUCUCGGCUUGGGCAAACAAUAAUAGUUUUAUUGUUUUAGUGUUUAGAGAUUAGGGUUUAGAGUUCAGGGUUUAGGGUUUAGGGUUAGGAAGAGGCUACAAAUAAUAGAUAUUAGUUGGUGUAUUGUGGAUACUUGUCUUUCCUUGUUGUAAUACUUUUUAUGAACCACAAGAUAGUUCUUCAAAUUAAUUUGAUUUUUUCCCCAAUUGUGUUGAUAUUUAUUGGAAUCUGAGGAAAUAUUUCCUUAGUUCAUGUAUUUGGAUAUUUGUGUGGAACCUUUGAAUAUUCUCGGCUUGGGCAAACAAUAAUAGUUUUAGUGUUUU